AGUAGAUGGCAGUGCAGAACUAAAACACCGAUCGCGACUCGCUGAAAUUCACCAGAGAACAACGCGCAGUAUGGCAGGGUCACACUCACACUGGAGGCCACCACGUUCAUGUGACGUCUACUGGAGUGAAUUUAAGCACUGCAAGAGUUUAUUUAACAGAUUCCAUGAAUACUACACCUACGGCAGAGCACCAGACUGCCAGCAGUGGAAAGAAGACUAUUACACCUGCAAAGAGUGGGAGACAAACCACAGCACACAGGCCAUGGAAUCCCUCCAGGAAAGCGAGAGGAAGCGGGUCGCUGAGCAGAGGAAGUUCACUCCAGUCUGGGAGCUUCGGCAGACGCCUCCGGCUGAUUGGCACCUGCCGCUCAACCAGGGCAAACCACAGGACUCGUAAAGCACCGAUGUUGAUCAUACGGGACUAUUUAUGACGCAUGAAAGUAUAUGAGCUGGGAAUCUCCUCACACUACCUCUCCUGGACUGAUGCACUUCUGUUCUGUUGUAGAUCUGAUUUUCCCGGUGCUCAAUGCAAAGCAGCUUGAAAAGUCUUGAUCAAGUUAGGACAGAAUUAACAGAGUGAACGUUGAAGAAUAAAUCAAUAUAACACAUAUAAGAAAGGAAUAUUAUCCUACUUCUGUUUAUUUGCCAUUUAAAAAUGUAUCGCAAAACCACAGUUGUUGUUAUGCGGAAGGUAUGUUAAUUCUGUACACGUGUUUAUGAAUGGAAACAUGCAAUCAUAAAUGUUUUUGUGGAUGUUCGUACAAGA
Messenger RNA from Labeo rohita (rohu), 766 nucleotides. RefSeq names its product chromosome 8 C22orf39 homolog (gene c8h22orf39). Bases 71 to 397 code for a protein of 108 amino acids. NCBI's taxonomy places the organism in Eukaryota, Metazoa, Chordata, Actinopteri, Cypriniformes, Cyprinidae. The transcript has 3 exons. The record is from RefSeq and is a predicted model, not a curated record.